GGCCAUUCCGCCAGUAAGGAUUGUAUGAUAUAAGUAGUGGAGUACCUAUUUAUUUAAAUAACAAAAAAAGCCAUAAAAAUGCGGUGCUGUGCAGUAUUGUUUGUUCUUGCGUUCAUUGGAUGCAUAUAUGCUGAACAGGAAAUAGUUCACUUACCUCCAGAGAAAGUGGCUCAGAUUCUCCCAGUCGCCAUGCAAUGCGUCGGAGAGUCCAGUGUGCCGCCAGAAGUCAUAUUCCAAUACGCUAGCGGUAAAUCAUUAGGCAACGAUAAAAAGUACCAGAAGUUCAUACAUUGUGUAUUCACUAAGACAGGGUAUGCUGAUGAAACGGGCCAUAUUAAUAUAGAUAAAGCAAUGGAAGUGUUCCCAAAGGGAACAGACAAGGAAGCUGUCAAGAAAAUAAUGGAGGAAUGCAGUAAAGAAAGAGGUGAGGACCCUCCAGAGACUUCAUUCAAAUUCGCGAAAUGUUUCCGUAAGAAGGCACCUGUUAGAAUUACUUUACAAUAAUGUACAAAAAUAAUAAAUACCCUAAUAAAAAAAUAAAAACGA
Chilo suppressalis (striped riceborer) is the source of this 546-nucleotide messenger RNA. The record is from the annotation of a GenBank genome assembly. NCBI's taxonomy places the organism in Eukaryota, Metazoa, Arthropoda, Insecta, Lepidoptera, Crambidae.